AUGGUGAUGUGCGGAGUGACCGGUGAGGAGUUGCGCUGUGAGCGCAUAAUGGUCAGUGCCUGUCAGAAUCUGGUGUAUGAGAUGACGAUCGCGUCAGCACCGGAAACUGCCCUUCAAUAUCUGGCGCAUGGUGCGCCACAGGCUGGUGGCGGUGUCAAUUCAUCUGCGUCUGCUUCCUCCUCAAUGGCGACCGGUCAGGUACGGACGUGGCUUGACGCGGAACGACUGAUCACCUCACUGCGGCCGAUCAUCGAUUCCGGUUGUUCCAAGCAGGCAUUGUUCCUGUUCUGCUCAUCACUCUUCCCACUCUGCUCACCGAUGGCUCCACGUCCCGUCCACCCGUGUCGCUCCCUGUGCGAACAGGUACGGCGAGAUUGUUUCAGUGAACCUCCCCACAGCAAACUCUGGCCAGCCUAUCUUGACUGUCGAGCUCUUCCUCAGCCCGAAAAGCACGGGUUGUGUAUGCAGGUGCCGUCAGAUGCAACGGGAAGUGUGGAGCAUCACCAUCACGGAGGUAAUCCACACUACCACCUGCCAUUGGCGACUAAUAGUGGAGGUAGUAGUGCUGCUGGUUCGUCGCCUCCGAGCACUGUCACUCACGAUUCCAUCGAGCCGGUGGUGACCAACACCGGAGGAGGAAGAUGGUCCAUCUCGAACCUGACAUCUCUUCUGCAGCACACCGGUGGUGGGGCCUCUAUGAUUCCGACAGGAGCCGACGGACCUAGUUGGUCGGAUAGGAUCAGCUCCAUACUGCUGGCAGGUCCGGGGCUGAUGCUACCACCAGGUGUAGGAGGUUCGUCCAACACCAACGGUGCUGAUCCAACCACCCGGGUGAUGUGUCCUGCCAACUACAGCCUCGAGUACGAUCGGUGUGUGCCACGGUGUGGACCUACCAUAGAUGCCUUGUACAGCCAGCGACAGAAGGAGCUGGUGGAGUCGUGGACACUCGUCCUAUCGGCAGUAUGCUUCAUCUUCACGCUCACAUCUCUCGUCUCGUUUUGGGCUCGAGCAGUCAAACUCGAGUACCCAGAUCGACCGAUCCUGUUCAUGACCCUCUGCUACAACCUGCUCGGUGUGUGCUAUCUUGAGCGCACUAUUCUGCAUAGUCCUCGCAGGCUAGAGGCCGCUGCUGCCGCUGAACUGCUGCUACUCGACACUUCUGGUUCACCGGUGGGCUCUGCUUCUGUCGCUGCUGCCGCCGCUGCUGCUGCCAACAACCCAGCAGUUCGCUCAGACUGCUCCAUCACGUCGCAGUGUUUGGCCUACUACAUCCUCAAGCACUACCUGCUGCUGAGCGCUCACACCUGGUGGCUGAUUUUUGGGCUCUGCUGGUACCUGAGCACGGCCAAACAGUGGUCCUGUGAGGCUCUCGAACGCAAGUCCGGUCUCUUCCACGUGCUAGCUUGGGUUGUCCCAUUUGCCGCCCCGAUUGGUGCUCUACUACGUGGCCACAUCCAGCGUUUCGAGUUGACCGGCUUUUGCACGGCUCGAGGUUUUACUGAGCUACCCGCACUUUUACUUCUGCUGGCUGGGGCGGCCCUGGUCGCUCUCGCAUUAGCUGCCCUCGCUCGAUUGCGACUCUGCUGGAACCAACGUGCACCCCAUCUGGGUCGGGUCUUUGGACGUGUCCUGAUAUUCGCCAUCUGCUAUCUACUGCCGGCGUUAGCUGCUACCAUCUGCCUUAUGCUGGAGCGAGUCGAUCACGUACAGGAACCCUGCCCAACGGGAGAUGGAGCGGGAUGUCCGGCAGGACCUCGCUUCUCUCUACUCCCGACGGUGUUGCGACUCGGGCUAACGUUGAUCGGUGGAGGUUUAGUUGGUGUUUGGCUGUGGUCACGCCAUCCUUCUGAAGGUGACACAGGAACCACGAGGAAAAGUCCUCCAGCGCCUUCCCAGCUUCUUAUCGGAGCUGGUGGGUUGAAGACCAACAGUGAGGGUAGCACGCGUGUCACCACCAAUACCCGCCGGCUGGAAGGUCGACCUUCGUCGAUGCGAGUCGACGAUCCAGCCGUCAUAAGACGAGAUGGACCACUGCUCAGUGGCGUUGGUCGCUACAAGGACUCCUCCACCGAUCGGAGAUCUAGCAGUAGAGCUUCCCGAGCUAACAACGCGUACCGAUCGGCCUCCGCAGGUGGUCGACCUACCGACAAGGGGAAGAACAAGCCUCCGAAGUUUUGCUACUCCUAUCGACCGUGUGCCGCAGGUGCACUAUCGGAGCAGAGUAUCGCCCUACGGACACCUCCGGAUCUGUCACCUGGAUCCUACCGAUCAGAGACCGGACCGGGACGUUCACCGUACGCGGUGGGUUCGGGUGGGACGUCCGGUGGUGGGGGCUACGUGCCAGUCCGGGUUCACCGUAGCCUUCGAGCUGUUCCGAUGUCGAUGAUAACGCGCAUCUAGAAGGGUAUAAGGGUUUCCUGGCGCCAGGCGCUGGCAGAUAGGUUCGUGGGCCAGCACACGUGAGAAAAGCUUUAACUAGUGUUUACGAAAUGUACGUUUAAACUCGCCGUAAUAGCAUUAAGAAGGUCCUUUCAUUCAAGUCCUCAUUCCUGCUGUCGUUCGUCACGGUAGUAAAUGUGAGAUGGAGUGUCAUCGAGAACCGAUUGUACAGAGAGGCGAGUAGGUAGUAGUAGUAUUUAAUUUUGUUAACAACUAAGCCUAGUGAUACAUGUACAGAUUUCCUUCGUCAUCGUUAAUGCACCCGGGAAAAAUCCCACGGGCGGAAAAAUUGGUUAAAAAGCCCUUACGCAACACAAGCAUACAUUAAGGGUGUGUUGUAAUAAAGCUAAAACCUAAACAACCACGUCAUAAAUUGUAGAGAAUUGACAUCACCAUCACAAGUGCCCUUUGGAGAUACAAGAACUGAUUUCCUGGAAUGCGCAGUAUUUGGCCAUUCUUAUCAUUCUAAUCACUCUAACUCAAGCCGGAACAUGUUCAGGUGGAGCCAACGAGAAUUACUCUAACAGAAUGCGUAAGGGUUCAGUAGAUGCGAUAGUUUCUUGAGAAGAAACAAAAUGAAUAUCUGCUAAAGAGCAACAAGCUAUAUGUUGCUAACGGCUAUUUGUAAAAAGAGUAUACUAAGUGGAUGUUGCGCGAAUCAGAAGU
Anopheles nili is the source of this 3105-nucleotide messenger RNA. RefSeq names its product frizzled-3. Gene Ontology annotation, molecular function: Wnt receptor activity; Wnt-protein binding. Gene Ontology annotation, biological process: canonical Wnt signaling pathway; non-canonical Wnt signaling pathway. Lineage: Eukaryota; Metazoa; Arthropoda; Insecta; Diptera; Culicidae. The transcript has 3 exons. The record is from RefSeq and is a predicted model, not a curated record. Gene Ontology annotation, cellular component: plasma membrane. Bases 1 to 2400 code for a protein of 799 amino acids.